Molecule: messenger RNA, 3105 nt
Organism: Cotesia congregata
Lineage: Eukaryota; Metazoa; Arthropoda; Insecta; Hymenoptera; Braconidae
Source: the annotation of a GenBank genome assembly
AUGUUAAUUUUUUUGUGUUUACUCUUUAUGUUGAAUCCUUACUUAAAGGUGACGUCACAGAAAUCCACAUUCCUGACAACGUACGUUGGUCUGCAAAAUGAUCACAAUUUGGGCCACACUGGGUACACAUACUACGGAUCAGACCAACAAAUUCCAGAUCUAAAGUUAUCAACAUGUCAGUAUUUAGACUUGAACAUUACUACCUGUGAUUCGAACUACAAAACACUGAAAAACCGAGCAGGCGCGCUGAUAGUCCGAGCAUGGGUUGCAGUGACCCUGAGAAAUAACAUCCUAUCCUUCGUAAGUUACCUAUUGCACCAAUUGAAAGAAAAGUUCAGCGAAGAUGUCGAUACUAGUUUGUUCGUUAUUUAUGAUGAAUUACGGAAGAAUCACAUUCGCACAAUGGAUUUUUUACCGAAACUAAAAGGCAUUUCCAAGCUAGACAAGGGAACCCAAUUGGUAGCGUUAUUCAAGAAUCUGCAAGAGGUGAUGCAGCCGUUUUGCAAAAGUGAACUGGAGUUACUGGCAAGGACAAUGUACAAGAUGAGAACCAACGGCAAUAGGGCCGAUAACAAUAUUUUUGCCUAUAACAAAAAUGGCACGAAGAUAAAGUAUCAUGAGAUAGACAUGUUCACAGAUAUAGGCUACCAAACGAUGCUCCUUUUACAAUCUAAGACAGUUUAUAAGCCUGCUAAGAAAGAUUAUGAAGUCAAUAGUUCAUUUGGCAGGGAAUUUUCUGCACUCUUUCAUCUGAUCAAAAACGGAAAGAUUCUUUUAACUCAACCAGUCUUGGCAGCAUUGACAGCAAAUAUGAAAUUUGUAGACCUUACACCUGUCCAAAUUGAGGAGCUGAGGUUCCUGAUCGACGUACUGAGAGGCAACAAAAUAAAAAAUUGGUCUCCAGAGUUGAUUGGAUCAGCACAUAUGAGGAAUCCGCACAUUUUAAUUGAUAACAUGUUCCGAUCUCUGGCGAAUAACAAUGACGUAGAUCCGCUGGUAAGUGAUAUAGCCGCUGGUUUGCAGGGCAAGUUGCAAAGAACUCACAGAUCCUACAUGACGAAAGUGAUGGAGCCGUUUUUUGGCGAAGAAGAACUUAACAUUACUUUAGUAUUCAAGGUGAUGCGCGAGAAUGUGCAGAAUGAAAGCAGUGUGGAUUUGUUGAAAAAGUUGUUCGAUGACAGGACUAUCAACGUUUUUUACGCUAUGAAAGGCUUCGUAAGAUAUUACUUCAAUACGCCGGUGAAGUUGGUGAUGGGAUUUCUGAGACGGUUGCAAUUGAGGGUGCCAAUUAAUAACGAGAUCAUGGAUUUGAUCAGUGGUAUUAUUAAUGAACUCUCGAAUUCUAGUGCCGCGCAUUCUAAAGAUUGUUCUCGUUGCCAAAAAGACAAUCAAGAUGGUGGUUAUUAUCAACAGGAUGAUGGAAAGAAAGAUAGUUCCCAAAAAAGUGAAGAUAACAAUCGUCCAAAGGAAGAUGAUGGAAAGAAUGAUAGCUCUCAAAAAGAUGAUGAUGGAAAGGAAGAUAGCUCUCAAAAAGAUGAUAAUAGUAAUCAUCCAAAAGAUGAUGGUGAGAAGAAAGAUAGCUCUCAAGAAGGUAAAAAUGAUAGUAAUGAUCCACAGGAUAGUGAAGGAAAGAAAGUUCACCAAAAAAAUCGCACGCAAAAAGAAAGUGAAGAUUCUAGUGACUAUCAAAGCUUUGAUGAUGAAAAAGGAGACGAAACAAAAUUGGAUAACAUAAGCAGGCGGCAAUUAUAUAGAAUUAAAAAUGAGCUGAUCAAACCUAGAUUGCCUAUUAUUAACAAAGUCUGCAAUCGUUACAAUGAAUUGACGACUCCAUCGUUUCGUUUCAAUGUUAUGGGAAAUCUAACCAGCAAUUGCCUGGAACCGGCAAUGCCUCCGAUGAACUGGUUCCUAAAUAUUGAUCAGCCAGCCUAUAAUUUUGUCUUGAAACCUCUGAUAGCCCAGGCCAGUACGUUUUUGAGCGAGUUCAUUGACGAGAAUGAUGAAAUAGGUCAGUUUAUUGAAGAUGUGCUCAUCAACGUAACGCAAGGUGCUUCUAGGAGAGUUAUUUCGCAGGCUGUAAAUUAUUCUGGGUCGGUACGCCAACUGUUGACAGUUUUGUUUAAGAAGAUGAUCAACGUCAACAAAGUACGCGCGAGGAGUUUGAUUUAUUUUGAGGUGAUAAAGAUAUAUUGCAGGUUGAUAAACGACCAUGAUAAUCGAAAUCACGCUUUUGAUGCACUACUGUUCAAAUUGGAUGAUCCCGUACGAAACAACUCGAUUGAUCAGUUCAAAAGUGUUGUGAGUUUUUCUCUGCAGAAGGUGAUUGACGGCUACAAUGUUUCAAGUCAUUCGGCGAUUUUUUGGAACAAUUACACGACAAAUCGGCAACUGAUUAGUGAUUUGUGUCGGGUCUACCUAACGCACAGAGAUGUCGUUGCGAAUGAUCGUUUGUUCAAUGAAGUGGUCUUUAUUUUGCACUCUGUUUAUCAUGUUCCGGUGAGAUUUGCAGACCUGCUGAGUAUUUACACAGCGAAAACGGUAUACGAAAUAAGUAAUUUAAAUUUGGCACAAGAUUUGUUGAUGAAGCCCAACAUGAGCCAGAUGCUGGGCGAUGAUUUUGAUUUGGGCAGGUAUCCCACCAAGGGUGCUAUGCUAAAAGCUGUCUUUAUAAAGCUGAGAAAUCAAGAUAUUGUCAGGAAGAAUGUCACGCUUUUGAUUUCAGUGGAAUCGCAGCUCAGGAAGAUAACUUGCGAUGGUCACUGGAUGGAAUCUUCUGAGGAGAUUCUAGCAGAAGCUGUGACUGAUCAGGUUGAUCUUGACAAGGUUUUUGACUUAGGACUUGAUCAGCAGAAGCUUUCGCCCGUGGUCAAAAAUGCUUUUCUUAACAUGUGGAAUUGGUAUGGCGGGAUUUUCAAUCCGAUAAAUUUUAUAAAGAGGAUGAAUGUCAGUGAGUAUGAUACGAGGUCAGCGUUUAUUCAAGGAUUUUUGAAUAGUAUCACUCAGAUUGUUGCUGAUGACUAUGUGAAAGUUAUUGAGGAUGUUAAGCUCAUGCGAUCGGCUGUUUUGGAAUCUGGAAAUGGCUUAGAUCCAAUUGACGUUUUAUAG